Ochlerotatus camptorhynchus is the source of this 1296-nucleotide messenger RNA. Its product is annotated as nucleoporin Nup35-like. The transcript has 3 exons. Bases 152 to 1114 code for a protein of 320 amino acids. NCBI's taxonomy places the organism in Eukaryota, Metazoa, Arthropoda, Insecta, Diptera, Culicidae. Gene Ontology annotation, cellular component: nuclear membrane; nuclear pore central transport channel; nuclear pore nuclear basket. The record is from RefSeq and is a predicted model, not a curated record. Gene Ontology annotation, molecular function: phospholipid binding; structural constituent of nuclear pore; nucleic acid binding. Gene Ontology annotation, biological process: NLS-bearing protein import into nucleus; nuclear pore organization.
UUAGCAGCUCAUCCGUUCGGAAAGAUUGAAUUUCCAUUUAGAUAUAUCUGGCGGCAAAAAUAAGGUUUUUAGAAAUUUCACCGGCUAAUGACAUAGGAACUUUAUCCUGCAUUAAACCAAGCGAAGGAUUCCAAAAACACAGCAAACAACAAUGGAACCAAUGGCUUUAGGCAGUCCGAGCGGAAGUCCACUGCCUUCAUCGAGCAAUUAUUUACCGUCGUUCCUUAUGGGUGACGCACCGACAACUCCUCGAACCAAUACCCUGUCGCCAACCAAAGGCAGAACAUCAUUGGCCUUCACCCAAUCUCCCGUAGGAGGACCGCUAGUCGGACAGACUUUUGACUACGGCGGAAGACCCACCGGAUUGCCACAAAAAUUCUCUCUAGGCGGAACCAGUCUUAACCAGUCUAGUGCUAAUCACAAUUCAAGUGUCACAGGGCCACCGACAGUGGGAUUAUUCGAUUCACUCAGAAAUGACCAGCAGAUCUUCCAGACACCAAGCAAAAACACAACCACAGGACAAGGUGCCCCACCGGCUCCGGGAUUCCAGCAGUCGGGAAAUGAUUCCUACCUGAACCAAAGCGGUUUCAACGUGUCGAGGGUGAUGUCCCCGAUUCCGAUGGCACGGGAACAGGAUUUUACUCGCAAUGCAUCCUUAAUGUCACAAUCGUACAUGAACCUAUCGCAUUCCGUUCCACAGGGGAAUGAUCGCUGGAUUACCGUGUUCGGUUUUCCACAAUCCGCGUCGUCCAUGAUUUUGUCACACUUUUCUCAGUGUGGGGCGAUAAUCGAGAAGGUAUUUGCCACACAGAACGGGAACUGGGUACAUCUCAGAUUCACCUCUCGACUCGAAUGCGAUAAAGCUCUAAACUACAAUGGUAAGGUACUCGGGCAUAACCUGAUGAUUGGAGUACAGUAUUGCAAUGACCCGUCGAUUGUGGGGAAGGAAAACUGCGAUGAACGAAAAGAGUAUUCCUUGAGUCGCGUGAGGUCGUUGACUCACAUAGCAUACAAAAAUGCCCAGCACCCGACUGAUGUGGUACCGAGUCCAACGGCACCGAAACGAAGUUCUGGGCUUGUGAAUAAAGCCAUGGAUCUCUUUUUUGGUUGGUAACAGAUGCAAAAGGAUAAACAACAUCUGUACGAUAUCACUAUGGACAAAUCACUGACAACUCAUGGUAACAAUAAUUGGUUGGUUGUAUGUGUGUUUGUAGUUAGAUGAUAACGAUGUAAGGCAAUUGUUUUGUACGCACUUCUAUGGAUAAUGUUGAUAAAGGUUACACAAUAGUAAUCUCA